AUGGCUUCCCCGUCUUACUCCCCAGGGGCCCCCCGGCGCUACAGGGGCCCCCGCCACCGCUCAAGAAGCCCCUCUUAUGACGAGAGGGGCCCCCACAGGGGCCCCCCCAGGGGCCCCGAGAGGGGCCCCCACAGGGGCCCCUCCCGGGGCCCCUCGGGGGGCCCCUCGGGGGGGCCCCCCAGGGGCCCCUCGGGGGGCCCCUCGGGGGGCCCCUGUGUCGUCUUGGUGGCGAACCUUCCGAGGGAUGUGACCUUUAGAGAAGCGGAGACUCUUUUGGACGAAUUUGGGCGUCUGGCGGCGCUGCCCAGUUUGGACCGUCUGCGGGGCUCAACGGAGGCGACGGCUGAGUUUUGUGACAGCCGAGACGCAAAGGCAGCAGUUAAGGCCCUCGACGGUACCCUUUUUAGUGGCCGCCGCAUUCGUUUGAUGCUGCUGGGGGGCCCCCCGGGGGGCCCCCCGGGGGGCCCCCCGGGGCCCCCCAGGCGGCGCCGGAAGACCCACAGAGAUGACUGGGGCAGGGGGGCCCCCCAGGGCAGCCGCAGCAGCAGCCGCAGUGAGCGAUGGGCAGCAGCAGAGAGCCGCGGGGGCCGCUGGGGGGCCCCCAGGGGCCCCCGGGACCCUUACAGUAGUCCCCGGAGGGGGCCCCCCUCUCGGUACCCUAGGGGCCCCCGCGAGGAGGCCCCCAGCGACUACCGGCGCAGCCGCAGCAGCAGCAGACGCAGCCGCAGCAGCAGCAGCAGCAGACGCAGGGGGCCCGGGCUUCCGCAGCAGCAGCAUGAGUCCAGGGGCUGCGGGGCGGCGGCGCAGCAGCAGCAGCCUCCGGAGAGACAAAAGAAGCAGCAGCAGCAGCAGCAGCAGCAGCAGCAGACGGAGGGGCCCCCACAGCCACAGAGCAGCAGCAGCAGCCCGGCGGCUGAGCGCCUCCCCGGGGCCCCGGCGCAGCAGCAGGGGCCCGCUGCAGUGCAGCAGCAGCAGGAGGAGCUGCAGCAGACGCAGAAGCAGCAGCAGACGCAGAAGCAGCAGCAGAAGGAGAAGCAGCAGCAGAAAGAGAAGCAGCAGAAGCCACUCCCCCAGACGGGGCCCCACACUGCAUGCGCGGGGGAUCGGAUCCCAGGAUCGCAGCCGCCGCAGCAGCAGCAGCAGCAGCAGCAGAAGAGACAGACAGAGGCGGCCCGCAGCAGCAAGCCGCAGCAGCAGCAGCAGCAGCAGACGGCCAGCGGGCUCGCGGACUCCCCGGGGAAGGCAGGCGCGUUCGACAUUGAGGAGCCCCGUGCUGCUGCUGCUGCUGCUGCUGCAGCAGCAGCAGCAGCAGCAGCAGACCGGAGAAGCCCCUCUCUCUCAGAAGAGCGGAGGCCACGGCAGCAGCAGGCGGAGAAGAAGGAGCUGCAGCGCAGCAAAGGCAGCAGCAGACGCAGCAGCAGACGCAGCAGCAGAAGCAGCAGCAGGGGCUGGGGCAGCAGCAGGAAGCGCAGAGGUGUCUGCUGCGAAGUUGAGGCCAGCAGAAGCCCCAGCAGACAAAGGCGCAGCAGCAAGAGCUCUGCUGCUGCUGCUGCUGCUGCUGCUGCUGCUGCUGCUGAGGAGCGCCCCAGAGGAAGCCGGCGCAGCAGCAGGAGCCCUGCUGCUGCUGCUCCUGCUGCUGCUCCUGCUGCUGCUGCUGCUGAGCCGACGACGAAUGGGCCCGUGGGAGCAGCAGCAGACGCAGCAGCAGCUGGGGAGGAAGCCAAAAGAGAAGCAAAAGAGGAGAGCAGCAGCAGCAGCGCAGCAGCAGCAGAACCGAAAGUGCUGCAGCAAAAGCCCGCGGGCCCCCCCAAGACUGAGGGGCCCCCGGAGGCCCCCAGGCCCUCAAAUGCGCAGCAGCAGCUGCUGCAGCAGCGGCUGCAGCAGCGGUCGGGGGCUGGCCAGGGAGCAGCAGACGCGUCUUCUGCUGCUGCACUUGCGGAGGCCUAUUUGCUGGCAGCAGGCGAGGAGGAAGCUGCUGCUGCUGCUGCUGGAGGCGAGCAGCAGGAGCAGCAGCAGGAGCAGCAGCAGGAGCAGCAGCAGGAGCAGCAGCAGCCUGCUGAAGACUCGCCUAAGGUAGCAGCGGGCGAACCGCAGCAGGAGCUUGAGGCCUCCUCGGAAGCAGCAGCAACAGCAGCAGCAGCAGCAGAAGCAGACGCAGCAGCAGCAGCAGCAGAAGCUGCUGCCAAAGAGAGACACGAGAGACGCCUGGGCCUCCCCAAGACAACGAGGCCCCAAGAGGGCAGGACGGGAGGAGCGAGCAGCAGCAGCAGCAGCAGCAGCAGCAGCAGCGGAGGAGGGGGGCAACGAGGGCUCGCAGGGCAGCGGCGACGGCGACAGCAGCAGCAGCAAAAUGUUCAGAAGAAGGGGCCUCAAUCCGCGGAAGAAGGAAGCAGAAGAAGAGGGUUUGUCUCCUUUCCGGGGGCAGCAGCAGCAGCAGCAGCAGCAGCAGCAGCAGCAGCAGCGACAGGGGCCGCGGCGCAGCAGCAGCAGGAGCCGGAGCUACAGCCGCAGCCGCAGCCGCAGCAGCAGACGCGGGCGGCGGCGCAGCAGCAGCAGCAGCCGCUGCAGCUGGCGGGGGGCCCCCCGCAGCCGCAGAGACCCCAGGGGGGGGGCCCCCCGCUGCAGCGAAGAUUACUUUUAUGA
Eimeria necatrix is the source of this 2643-nucleotide messenger RNA. RefSeq lists its product as hypothetical. Gene Ontology annotation, molecular function: RNA binding. NCBI's taxonomy places the organism in Eukaryota, Apicomplexa, Conoidasida, Eucoccidiorida, Eimeriidae. The record is from RefSeq and is a predicted model, not a curated record.